AUGGCCAAAAGAUCGGCCCCAAGAAGAAAAGACAAUGAGGUAAACAACACGAGCAGCUUCAAUUCGAAAGCAGUCACGGUUAGUCAGCCCAAAGUAGCCACAGUUGGGCAGCAGAGCUCUCAAAAGCAGGAAUCUAACACCAGGCAUGAGAGGAUGCAAUUUACACCUAUACCUGUGACGUAUCGGGAGCUUUAUCAAAACUUAUAUGAUGCGCAUGCUAUAGCCCCCUUCCACUUGAAACCAUUACAGCCUCCAUAUCCUAAAUGGUAUGAUGCAAAUGCCAGGUGUGAGUAUCAUGUUGGAAUAUCGGGGCAUUCAAUUGAGAAUUGUACUGGAUUCAAGAAAGCCGUAGAGAGGUUGAUCAAGAAUGGGGUUUUGAAAUUUGAGAGUACUUCAAAUACUGAGAACCCUUUGCCGAAUCAUGACAAUCAAGGAGUGAAUGCCAUUGUUGAAGCUGGUGGAAAAAGGGGGAAGGAAAAUGUUGCUAAAGUAAGGAUGCCUUUAAAAGUAAUGUGGAAAGAGAUGGUAAAAAGAGGGAUAAUAACCUCUGAGAAAGAAGGAAACGAAACGAGGAACUACUGCCAGUUCCAUGGGAAGGAGGGUCAUGAGACCCAAAAUUGUGAAGAAUUUAAAGCCUUGGUGCAAGGUUUCAUUGACAAUAAAGAGCUACAGAUUUUUGAAGAUAGCUCUUAUAAACGAGAAAUAAAUGCGUUAGAAGGAGAACAACAAGGAAUCAGUCGGCCAAGGAUCAUUAUCUCCCUACCAGGAAAUAAGGAAGUAGAGGCACCAACAGUGCCCAAGGUCAUCAUCCAUAAGCCCAAUCCUUUUCCUUACAAGGAUGACAAGAGGGUGCUUUGGAUCUAUGACUGCAGUAUAAUGGUACCAAAGGGAGAGAGUAUAGCCAGCGCGUCCAGGGGCACGCAAAAUGAAGGUUCCUAUACAAGAAGUGGGAAACGUUAUGAUGAGAGGGGUAUCAGAAUGGAGCCCACAAAGACGAAAGAUGUUGAGAUUGAGAAGGGAAAAGCAACCGAAAUACCCAUUAAUGAGUCAGUUAAAGAGGAAGAGGCUAUGGAGUUUCUAAAGUUCUUGAAACAUAGCGAAUAUAGCGUGGUCGAGCAGCUGCGUAAGCAAUCAGCACGUAUAUCAGUGUUAGCCCUACUCCUGAGUUCUGAAGUGUAUAGGGAUGCAUUACUAAAUGUGCUUAAUGAAACAUAUGUCACCCAUGACAUAUCAGUUAACAAGCUAGACCGAUUGGUAAACAACAUCAGUGCUGAUAAUUUUAUCUACUUCAAUGAUGAUGAAAUUCCACCUGGGGGCAUAGGGUCAACAAAAGCCCUGCAUAUUACUACUCGGUGUAAAGGAUACACAUUACCAAGCGUACUCGUCGAUAAUGGGUCUGCUUUGAAUGUCCUUCCCUUAUCCACCUUGAAUCGAUUACCCAUUGACAGUUCGCAUAUGAAGGCAUGUCAUAAUGUGGUAAAAGCCUUCGAUGGAACUGAAAGGAAAGUAAUGGGACGAAUUGACAUCCCUCUGGAGAUUGGACCCAAUACGUAUGAAGUCGACUUCCUGUUAGUGACAGAUGGACACUUAAUAUCCAUCAAUGCAGAGGAGGACAUCAUAGCAGCAGUCACCAAUAAAGCUCCUUAUGUGGAGGCAAAUGAGAAGGCUAUCGAAUGUUCUUUUCGCUCCUUGGAAAUUGUUAAUGCUACCUUCAUUUCGGAGGGAAGUGAGGUGUUGAUCCCAAAUCUGAUUGAAAAGAAGGGUCGCUUUGGCUUAGGCUUCAAGCCAAACCACAAGCACAAGAGGCAGGAAAUUGAGAAGCGCCAAGCGAGAAGAAAGGCGUGUUUGAAUGGAAGAGAAAUAGAGUGGGAACCGAUGACAUUCCCACCUAUAUCCAAAUCCUUUAAGUUAGGAGGAUUGCUGAUAGAAGAAAGUCGUCAGGUCAAUGUUGUACACAAUGAGGGAUAG
Messenger RNA from Gossypium arboreum, 1968 nucleotides. RefSeq lists its product as uncharacterized. The transcript is spliced from 3 exons. The coding region runs from base 1 to 1968 and encodes 655 amino acids. Lineage: Eukaryota; Viridiplantae; Streptophyta; Magnoliopsida; Malvales; Malvaceae. The record is from RefSeq and is a predicted model, not a curated record.